CCUUCUCUCCACUACGAAGCCACACUGCAAAGGCUCUCUGAUUGCUGCCACACAUCACCACCGUCCAUGAACAGCGGCUCGCAGAAGCACCGUGCGCCAUUUGCACCGCUGAACACACUCACAUCAUCACAGGAGCCGGCAUACGCCCCACUUGGCACGCCAGAGUCCUCCUUCUACGGCGACUCGAGCUCCCUCUUCGACGAAGCCUCGAGCCCGUUCGCACCGAGCCCGUAUAUCCCUCCACCCAGCACACAAUCCAGAAUGGUGCGAGAGCGAGAGCCGUCGGCGCUGCCGCCGCGCCCGGAGGCCCAGAAGCCUGCACCCUCCGCGGCCAUGCAAGAGCGCAUCGCAGCUCCACAAUUUGGACAGGCCAGUCCUCUGCGUAACCCGCUGAGGCAAGACAAGCCCAAACACGCCCACUUGUUCAACAUCCCAAAGCCUGGCCAGCCAAGGCCAGAACACCACCAAACAACCGCUCGCAUACCAAACCCACAAGCUCUUCCUACACACAAGCCUCACCAAUCCAGUUCAGCAAAACCUGCGGCCAAGGUAGACGCUUUCGGCCGACCGAUCGACGAUGACCUUUUCGAGAUACCAGCUAGCAGCUUCCAGCCUCGACCGUCGGCCAGCGUACCGGUACCCCGGCCGUUCAACCCACCUGCGCAGACCAUGCAGCCGCCGCCACGCUCGUUGUACUCGUCGAUCGGCCACGGGAAUGGCUUCCAGCCGGUGAAUAGAGGUGCACACAAUCCCCUGCAAGAGGCACGGAAGACGAUCAUCCUAGACGACGAGGAUGAUUUCGACCCUGAUGGCGCCGUGUUCGCAGAUCGCGGUCGGUUCGGCGCACCUGAUUUGGACGCCUACGUCGAUCAGGCACAAGCAAGCGAGAACAUCAAGGCACUUCUUGAGGGUGCGCUGGAUGAAGACGAAGAGAAGAUUCCCCGCACACGAGGGCGAAAGAAGAAGAAGCAGGAGGCGAAGGAUGCUACCAAAUCUCUGGCCGACCGACUUAAGGGGUUGGGCGUCGAGGACAAGGAACCAGAGCCUGAGCCUGAAGAGCCUGAAGCAGAGGACGACGAGGACGACGGCUUCGUCGAUGGUCUGAAGGUCAGCCUGUUGCCGCAUCAAGUCGACGGUGUCUCGUGGAUGAUCGAGAAGGAAACAGGAGCACACAACAAGCGAGGGAAGCUCCCCAAGGGUGGCAUCUUGGCCGACGACAUGGGUCUGGGUAAGACUGUGCAGUCGAUGGCACUCAUCCUCUCCAACCCUAGACCGGAGAAGGGUGCUGAACCCGAGAAUAAGAAGAACAAGAUCCUGGAUAUUGUUGGCAAAGGCACACUUGUCGUUGCUCCACUGGCGCUGAUCAAGCAGUGGGAGUCGGAGAUCAACACAAAGGUCGCGAAGACGCAUGCGCUGAAGGUUCUUGUACACCACGGCCCCAACCGCACAAAGUCAGCCGACAAACUUAAGCAGUAUGACGUCGUCAUCACGACCUACCAAGUCCUUGCAUCCGAGCAUGCGCAGUGUGGAGAUGGUCCGGACGGUCUCAAGAAGGGUUGCUUUGCGGUGCACUGGUACCGUAUGAUGUUGGAUGAAGCCCACACAAUCAAGAACCGCAACGCAAAGAUGACAAAAGCUUGUUAUGAAGUUCGCUCGCACUAUCGUUGGUGUCUGACUGGUACACCGAUGCAGAACAACCUCGAUGAGCUACAGAGCUUGAUCAAAUUCCUCCGCAUCCAGCCGUACUGUGAGAUGUCGGCUUGGAAAGAUUCCAUCACUGGUCCUAUGAAGAACGGUCGUGGUAACCUUGCCAUGCGACGACUACAGAUCUUCCUCAAAGCCUUCAUGAAGCGCCGAACCAAGGAUGUGCUCAAAAAAGACGGAGCGCUCACGUUUGGAGGGAAGGGCAAGGACGGCGCAGAGAAACCAGCCUUCCAGAUUGUUGAGCGAAACGUCGAGACUGUCAUAGGAGAAUUCACGGCCAAAGAGCGCGCUUUUUACGAUCGCUUGUCUACUCGAGCCCAAGACCGCCUUGAAGAGCUGAUGGGUGGCGCGAAGCAGGACUACAUUGGAGCUUUGGUCUUGCUGCUUCGUUUGCGACAGGCGUGCAACCACCCCAACCUCACCAAGAGCAAUGUCAAGGACGACAAGGAUGCGUUGACAACGGGGUCGAAACAAGGAACACAGACUGAAUUUCAGACUCCUCGAAAGGGCCCCCGGGGCGACGAUGCCGAUGACCUGGCGGAUCUGCUCGGUGGCUUGAGUGUGGCCACCAAGCGCUGUGAUUUGUGUCAACGAGCGCUCAAUCGCGACAACGCUGCGAACGGUUCCAUCCGUUGCCAUGACUGCGAGGAAGAUCUCAACGCCUCGACAAAGAAGAUGAAGAAGCAUAAGAAGAAGCACCGCAAAGACAAGCACAGGUCUGAGAAGACGAAAAAGUCAUCUAAAACAGUAGAUCCUACGGAUGACGAUGACGAAGACGAAGAGGACGUUGUCCGGCCCUCACAAGCAUCCCGUCAGCGCCGCGUCAUUGUAGACAGCGAUGACGAGGAAGAAGAGGGCGAAUGGCUAGUGCCCGAGGACCAGCAACAAUCUGAAGACCUCGGUGUUGCUGGGGGUACAGAUGACGAGGACGCAGAAGGCGGCGGUGACACAUUGGCAUCCAUCGACUCUCAAGCGACUGGAAGCGUCGAUGACAGCAAGAGCAACCUGGACUCUUUCAUUGUGCACGAUACUGACAGCGAGGAUGAGGCGCCGAUAGUACGCAAGAAGCUGUUCACAAAGGAGAAACCCCGAAUAGCCAGGCCUGUGUCUGACCGCGAAGAUGGCUCGACCACAGAGGCAGAAUCGGAGUCAGGCUCAGAAGACGAAGACGAAGACGAGUCUGCGACAGAGGAGUCAGACUCCGACUACAACGCUUCUGACCUCGUCCCGUCGACGAAGAUCCGCCAGCUCCUCCAGAUCCUGGAGAAGGAGACACCGGACCACAAAGUCAUUGUCUUCUCGCAGUUCACCUCCAUGCUCGACCUUAUCGAGCCAUUCUUAAAGCGCGCGAACUUCGUCUUCACUCGCUACGAUGGAAGCAUGCGUAAUGACCUGCGUGAAGCCAGCUUGCACAAGCUGCGCGAAGACAAGCGCACUCGGGUGCUGCUGUGUAGUCUGAAGUGCGGAAGUUUGGGUCUAAAUCUUACGGCUGCGUCGAGAGUGGUCAUCAUGGAGCCGUUCUGGAAUCCUUUCGUCGAAGAACAGGCCAUUGACCGCGUCCACCGCCUCAAUCAAACUGUCGACGUGACCGUGUAUCGUCUCUCCAUCCACAACAGUGUCGAAGAGCGCAUCCUCGAGCUUCAAGAGGCAAAGCGCAAACUUGCGCAGGCCGCGAUCGAGGGCGGCAAGGCCAUCGGCAAGCUCUCCAUGAAGGACAUCCUCAACCUCUUCAAGCGCGAGGCCGAGUACGAUCACACUCAUAUGGAUGCAGGCCCUGAACAGGACAUCUUCACUAAGAGGAGGGUGCUUGAACAGGGGGCUGAGAUCGGCGGGAGGGGAGAAUCGACGGCGCCGAAGCCCGCGAGGAAGGCGGGUAGUCUGGGGUUCAGGAAGGAGAGGAAAGAGGACACUGUUUAUGGCCGGCGUUAGAAAUGUGUUCACAGGUCUUUGCAGACAACGAUUAGAUGACAGACGGAUGCAUCAUGAGGCGUUCUGACUUCUGGAUACUUCCCUUGGAUGCGAGAUUCAUAUGGCGUUUGAAUUAAGAUUACCAUUUUUUGAACCAUUCCCCUUGCGCCGGCUGUUGGAUAUCUCGCUUAUAAAACACCUCGUAAAAAAUCAUAACCACUACAGAUAAAAUCACAAUCACAAUAGCAGCGAUGCCCUUGCGGUUCUCCCUGCUGAAACGAGGCCGUCUGCUCAAACGAGACUGUCGACGACCCGAAAAACGUCGCAAAGGGGGCAUGUCAGUUAUACCCUCCUCGUUAGUUCUCUCACGUCGAACCGGCCUGAAGUUGCCCAACUCGUCCGCGAAGACUAUCGGUGCGGGUGCUGC
Boeremia exigua is the source of this 4039-nucleotide messenger RNA. Its product is annotated as SNF2 family N-terminal domain-containing protein. Gene Ontology annotation, molecular function: ATP-dependent chromatin remodeler activity; ATP binding. NCBI's taxonomy places the organism in Eukaryota, Fungi, Ascomycota, Dothideomycetes, Pleosporales, Didymellaceae. Bases 67 to 3633 code for a protein of 1188 amino acids. The record is from RefSeq and is a predicted model, not a curated record. Gene Ontology annotation, cellular component: cytoplasm. The transcript has 2 exons.